Torulaspora globosa is the source of this 1392-nucleotide messenger RNA. It is a transcript of the gene NSR1, whose product is annotated as Nsr1p. The coding region runs from base 1 to 1392 and encodes 463 amino acids. Lineage: Eukaryota; Fungi; Ascomycota; Saccharomycetes; Saccharomycetales; Saccharomycetaceae. The transcript has a single exon. The record is from RefSeq and is a predicted model, not a curated record. Gene Ontology annotation, molecular function: mRNA binding.
AUGGCCAAGUCUGCUACUACUACCAAGAAAGGAUCGAAGAAAGCUGUCGAAUCAAAGCAGGAAGAGAAGAAAGCUGUAAAACCAGUUGAAUCCUCUUCCUCCUCUGAGAGCGAAUCGUCGUCUUCCUCUGAUAGCGAGUCGUCAUCUUCAUCUGAUAGCGAAUCUUCACCUUCAUCUGAUAGCGAGUCAUCAUCGUCUUCUGAUGGCGAAUCCUCAUCCUCCGAUGACGAAUCAAGCUCUUCGGAAAGCGAACAAGAGGAACAACAGAAGGAGAAGAAGAGUCAGAGCUCUUCUUCUGAUAAUGAAUCAUCAUCGUCGAGCAGUUCCGAGUCCUCUUCCGAUGAAGAGGAAGAAGAAACUGAAAAGAAGGAAGAAUCAAAGACCUCUUCAAGCUCAUCUUCUAGUUCUUCCUCUUCCAGCUCUGCUUCAGGUGCUGAAGAGAGCGAUUCCAGCUCAGAUAGUGACUCUAGCUCUGAAAGCUCCUCCUCCGACAGUGAUUCCUCAUCCUCCUCUUCAUCUGACGAAGAAGACGAAGAAGAAAAAAAGCAAGCUGAACCGGAAGACAAGAGCUCCAAGAAGCGUAAGGUAGAUGACUCUGAAGAAAAAAAAUCCAAGAAGCAAAAGGUCGAGUUAAGCGGCGAACCUGCCACAAUCUUCGUAGGAAGAUUGUCCUGGUCUGUCGAUGACGAAUGGCUAAAGAAAGAGUUCGAACACAUCGGUGGUGUUGUCAGUGCGAGAGUUAUCUACGAGAGAGGCACCGAUAGGUCUCGUGGGUACGGUUAUGUCGACUUCGAGGACAAAUCGUAUGCCGAGAAGGCUGUUAGCGAGAUGCACGGUAAGGAAAUCGAUGGUAGGCCAAUCAAUUGUGACAUGUCAACAGGCAAGCCUGCAGGCAACUCGAACAACGACCGCGCCAAGAAAUACGGUGACGUCCCAUCCGAACCAUCCGAGACGCUUUUCCUAGGUAACCUAUCCUUCAACGCCGACAGAGACACCAUUCACGAGCUUUUCAGCAAAUACGGUGAAAUCGUCUCUGUCCGUGUCCCAACACAUCCAGAAACUGAGCAACCAAAGGGUUUCGGUUAUGUCCAAUAUGGUAACGUCGAAGACGCCCAGAAGGCUUUGGAAGCAUUGCAAGGUGAGUACAUCGACAACAGACCAGUCAGACUAGAUUUCUCCACCCCAAGACCAAACAACGAGAGAGGUGGGAGAGGUGGCAGCUUCAGAGGCAACGAUAGAGGUGGCAGAGGUGGCAGCUUCAGAGGCGGUAGGGGCGGCAGCAGAGGCGGCAGAGGUGGUAGACCUUCAGGGUCCGGAGCUAACACUGCUCCAUUAGGUAAACCAAGAAACACGGCCACUUUUGCCGGUUCCAAAAAGACCUUUGACGAUUAA